This is a messenger RNA of Oppia nitens, 466 nucleotides long. Its product is annotated as dynein light chain roadblock-type 2-like. Gene Ontology annotation, biological process: microtubule-based movement. Gene Ontology annotation, cellular component: cytoplasm; cytoplasmic dynein complex; centrosome. The transcript has 3 exons. The record is from RefSeq and is a predicted model, not a curated record. Bases 59 to 358 code for a protein of 99 amino acids. Lineage: Eukaryota; Metazoa; Arthropoda; Arachnida; Sarcoptiformes; Oppiidae. Gene Ontology annotation, molecular function: dynein intermediate chain binding.
AGUUGACGUCUCAAACCAUUUGUCGACAAAACUUUCACCACUUCUCACAUCAAUAAUUAUGGCAGACACAGAUGAGAUAUUGAAGCGGAUCCAGGCGUCACAUAAAGGUGUGAUUGGGACGAUUGUGGUCGACUCGGAGGGUGUCGUCAUAAAGGCAACAAUACCUGAUAGUCCAGACAUCCAACAAUUAUAUGGAGUGACAAUCAGUCAAAUGGUCGAUAGGGCUAAACAGGCCCUCAAAGACAACGAUGAGCUGACAUUCCUCAAGAUUAAGACCAAAAAACAUGAAUUCAUUGUCGUUCCCGAUAAGGACUAUGUGUUGAUAACAGUAAUCAAUCCAAACGAGUCCAACGCCUAAAAUCUUGGUUUUUAUUAGUUUUCUGUAUUUAUAAAUUUAGUUUUUUGUGUGAAUAUUUUGGCGAAAAUUAUUUUUAAAUAAUCAUUUAUUAAAUAAUUCAAUUAUUAC